AUGGAGGAAGAAAUACAAAACGGAAACUCGGCGACGCUGGUGGAGAACGACGAAGAGGCCGUAAUUGGACCUGGUCCAGCACCAAAGGCCCGAGCCAAGCGUCCUCUCCAGUUUGAGCAAGCUUACCUGGAUUCCCUCCCUUCUGCAAACAUGUAUGAGAAAAGCUAUAUGCAUCGAGAUAUGGUUACGCAUGUUGCAGUUUCCGCAGCUGAUUUUUUCAUAACUGGAAGUUUUGAUGGGCAUUUGAAAUUUUGGAAGAAAAAACCUGUUGGCAUUGAAUUCGCAAAGCAUUUUAGAUCCCACCUUGGUCCCAUAGAAGGCCUAGCGGUUAGCGUAGAUGGCUUACUUUGUUGCACGAUUUCAAAUGAUCGAUCUGUGAAAGUAUAUGAUGUUGUCAAUUAUGACAUGAUGGUCAUGAUUCGCCUUCCAUACAUUCCUGGUAGUGCUGAAUGGGUCUACAAACAAGGGGAUGUCAAAGCUAGGCUUGCCAUUAGUGAUCGGAAUUCCUCAUUUGUGCACAUAUAUGAUGCACGAUCUGGUUCAAAUGAACCAAUCUUCUCAAGAGAGGUACAUGUGGAACCAGUUAAAGUUAUGAAAUACAACCCUGUAUUUGACACAGUAAUAUCUGCUGAUGCAAAGGGAAUUAUUGAAUACUGGAGUCCCACCACGCUUCAGUUCCCAGAGAGCGAGGUGAAGUUUAGAUUGAAAAGUGAUACUAAUCUAUUUGAAAUUGUGAAGUGCAAAACUAGUGUUUCCACUAUUGAGGUGAGCCCAGAUGGUAAGCAGUUUUCCAUUACAUCACCUGAUCGAAGGAUACGCGUAUUUUGGUUUAGAACGGGUAAACUAAGGCGAGUUUAUGAUGAAUCUCUUGAGGUGGCUCAAGAUCUCCAGAGAAGUGAUGCUCCCUUGUACCAAUUGGAAGCUAUUGAUUUUGGGCGAAGAAUGGCUGUUGAUAAAGAAAUUGAAAAGACAGAAACUGCACCACAACCGAACGCUGUUUUUGACGAAAGCUCAAACUUCCUUAUAUAUGCGACCCUCCUUGGAAUAAAAGUAGUAAAUUUGCAGACCAAUAAAGUUGCCCGGAUUCUUGGAAAGGUGGAGAACAAUGACAGAUUCUUACAAAUUGCGUUGUAUCAAGGGGAUCAAAGCAGUAAAAAAGUUCGAAAAAUUCCUUCAGCUGCCAUAAAUGUCAAUGAGAGCAAAGAGCCUUUAACAGAUCCCACUCUCUUAUGUUGUGCUUUCAAGAAACACAGAAUUUAUCUAUUCAGCCGGAGAGAACCAGAGGAGCCUGAGGAUGCAACUAAGGGUAGGGAUGUGUUCAAUGAAAAGCCUCCACCAGACGAACUUUUGGCUGUAUCAGAUAUAGGAAAAUCAGUGACUACAUCUCUUCCUGACAACGUGAUUUUGCAUACUACAAUGGGAGACAUUCACAUGAAGCUGUACCCUGAAGAAUGUCCAAAAACUGUUGAGAAUUUUACAACACACUGCCGAAAUGGCUACUAUGAUAAUCUUAUCUUUCAUCGGGUCAUCAAAGGUUUCAUGAUACAAACAGGAGACCCAUUGGGAGAUGGCACUGGGGGGCAGUCUAUUUGGGGAAGGGAAUUUGAGGAUGAACUUCACAAAAGUUUACGACAUGACAGGCCUUUCACAGUGUCAAUGGCAAAUGCAGGCCCAAAUACAAAUGGUUCCCAGUUCUUUAUCACCACAGUGGCCACUCCAUGGCUGGACAAUAAGCAUACGGUGUUUGGUAGAGUUGUAAAGGGAAUGGAUGUUGUACAGGCUAUUGAGAAGGUGAAGACAGACAGAGGAGACAAGCCAUACCAAGAUGUAAAAAUCCUAAAUGUAACUGUCCCCAAGUCUUAG
Messenger RNA from Dovyalis caffra, 1863 nucleotides. The record is from the annotation of a GenBank genome assembly. NCBI's taxonomy places the organism in Eukaryota, Viridiplantae, Streptophyta, Magnoliopsida, Malpighiales, Salicaceae.